Molecule: messenger RNA, 960 nt
Organism: Phodopus roborovskii (desert hamster)
Lineage: Eukaryota; Metazoa; Chordata; Mammalia; Rodentia; Cricetidae
Product: translation initiation factor IF-2-like
Exons: 1
Coding region: 1-960 (319 amino acids)
Source: RefSeq, a predicted model, not a curated record
AUGGCUGCCGGGCCUGGGGUCGGGGAGAGCACGGGGAUCAGAACAGGAAGAGGGGGCCCCGGCUCCGCAGCUCCCCGCCGGCCCUCGCAGCCUUCCCUGCGCGGCCCCCAGCGCGGCCCUUCCCACCCGGAAACCCGCGGUCAGGUCCACGUCUCCCUGCCCCCUCCGCCCGGCUGCGGCGGCGGCGGCUGGACAGGGGUGGGGCGCGCGCCCGCUCGCCCACCGCGGAGCGGGGCCCCGGCCGCAGCCUCGGGAUCCCAGGACGCACGGAGGGCGCGGCCGGCCGGGCUCCGGGCAGACCCCGACCCCCGCCGGCCGGUCCUCCGCGGGAUCCUGGCUCUGAUGGGCGCCGGCCGCCGCCAAGGCCGCGACCCGGGACCCCCGCCGCCCCCGGGUCCGCGCGGGGACCCUCGGGAGCCCCGGGCGCGGCGCGGCGCGGACUUGGAGGCGGACUUGCUCGAGGGCCGGGCCCGGGGGCGAGCACGGUGCUCCAGGGCGGCUCGAGGGCGGCCGGGAGCCCGGUCCAGCCCCCCCCCCCGGCACGCGCCAGCCGCAGCCUCACCUGCGCUCCCCGACGUCUCCCGAAGCUCUCGAGCCGCGGAUCGGCCGCCGCCUCCCGCGCCCCCUGCUCGCGCCCCGCCUGCCGCGCGGCCCCGCCCCGGCUCCGGCCGGCCCCCUCCCCCGCAGGGUGGCCGCCAGCUCCCUCAUGUGACGCGGGAACAGCUGCGGCCUGAGUCACCGGGGCUCACGAGGGGGGUGGGGGCAGGCGAGCCCCCCGCCCGGGCGGCGCCACGUGGCCCCUACCGGGAAAGCGCGAGCCAGGAGCCGGACCUCAGGGUUCCCGGAUCCCUUACUGGAACCCGGCGCCGUCCGGGUCUCCCCGGUUCGGGAACGCGGAGUAGGCGAGGGAGACCCCGGAGGACCAAGGGGCCGCCCAGAGCUGCCCAGAGGCGGAGAUGA